Messenger RNA from Angiostrongylus costaricensis, 2484 nucleotides. NCBI's taxonomy places the organism in Eukaryota, Metazoa, Nematoda, Chromadorea, Rhabditida, Metastrongylidae. The record is from the annotation of a GenBank genome assembly.
AUUUCCACUGUACACAAUUGGUUUCAGUACUCACAUCCUUGCGAAACGGACAAGUCAGAAAAGAAGGUGUGGACUCUCGAAGAUGAUGAUGAUGACGAUCCUGAUGAUAUGGUUCUUGAUAACUCACAUAAUGAUCUAACCGAUGGUGGAUUGAAAGAAUCUACAAAGGAUGAAGAAGAUCCACUGGAUAUGUUUAUGAGUGGACUUCGAAAGGACUUACAGAAGGAUCGAAAUUCGGUAAUUGUUACCAUAAAUGCGGUGAAAGAAAAGGAAAAAGGAGUUGUGCUUGAAAAUGAAGGUCGUUCAGACUUCGUUGUAGACGACAUAGAUAUGGAGCAGGCGGCUGCGAGCUUGUGUCAUAAAGGACGCAUGUUACCUGCAACGGACCACUCAAAGGUGUACUAUCGGCCAUUCCGCAAGGAUUUCUACGUUGAGACGCCAGAGAUCGCGAAGAUGACUAAAGCUGAAGUGCGCGCCUACAGAGAAGAGUUGGAUGGAAUUGAGGUAAAGGGUAACAAAUGCCCCAAACCCAUAAAGACAUGGGCUCAAUGCGGUGUGGAAUUCAAGAUACUUCAACAACUGAAAAGACAUAACUACACGAAACCAACAGCGAUUCAAGCACAGGCAAUCCCGUGCAUCAUGGCAGGUCGAGACAUUAUUGGAAUUGCCAAAACAGGAUCGGGAAAGACGCUUGCAUUUCUCUUACCAAUGUUCCGUCAUAUAUUGGACCAACCAGAACUAGAAGAGCUUGAUGGGCCCAUAGCUCUUAUUAUGUCGCCUACGCGGGAGCUUGCCAUGCAGACUUGGAAAGAAGCGAAUAAGUUUGCCAAAGUUCUUGAUAUUCGUGUUGUCUGCGUAUAUGGUGGUGUUGGGAUAUCCGAACAAAUUGCGGACUUAAAGAGAGGUGCUGAGGUUAUAGUUUGCACACCUGGAAGGAUGAUUGAUAUGCUUGCAGCUAACAGUGGGAAAGUGACAAAUCUUCGUCGUGUUACUUAUCUUGUUCUCGAUGAAGCGGAUCGAAUGUUUGAUAUGGGUUUUGAGCCGCAGGUUAUGAAGAUAAUUAACAACAUCAGACCGGAUCGUCAAACCGUACUAUUUUCUGCGACAUUCCCUCGCCAAAUGGAAGCACUCGCAAGGAAAAUUUUGGAUAAACCUAUAGAAAUUCAAAGCGUGGUAUGCGCUGAUGUGACUCAAAAUGCUAUAAUUUGCGAGGAACAUCAGAAACUGUUGAAGCUUCUUGAAUUGCUUGGAAUGUACCAUGAACAAGGAAAUGUAAUCGUAUUCGUGGAUAAACAAGAAAAGGCCGAUGAUAUUGUGGCACAGUUGAUGCGAAAUGGAUAUUCCUGUGCACCUUUACAUGGAGGAAUAGAUCAGUUCGAUAGAGAUUCGACCAUAACCGAUUUCAAAUCUGGUGUCAUAAAGAUAUUGGUUGCUACUUCCGUUGCUGCUCGAGGUCUCGAUGUGAAGAAUCUCAUAUUGGUUGUUAAUUACGACUGUCCCAACCAUUAUGAGGAUUAUGUUCAUAGGGUGGGAAGGACUGGCCGUGCUGGAAAUAAAGGCUAUGCUUACACGUUCGUCCUUCCUGAGCACCAAGAAAGAAUGGCAGGUGAGGUAUGUCGUGCUUUCGAAACGGCUGGUUCUAAACCACCGCCUGAACUGAAAGCAAUGUUUGAAAAAUUCAAGGCCGAAAUGGCAGCACAAGGUAAAGAGGUUCAUCUGGGAGGAAAAGGGUUUGCUGGCAGCGGCUAUAAAUACGAUGAGGAUGAGGCUGAAGCAGAAGCAACUAAGAAGAAAAUGACUCGCUUGGUGUGCGGUAUGGAGCAUGGUGCGGAUGACGACGAUGAAUUGGAUGAGCAGUUAUCUAUGAUGAUAAAGUCGAAGCGAAGAGUAGUAGAAGGGCAAAUGAGUCAGAGCUCCCUGAAAAAGAAUGCUGAUGUAGAGGACAAGGUAGCUAAAGCCAAGGCAAUGGCUGAAAAGUUAGCAAUGCUUAGGAAUCUCAAUGCACCAGCCGAAAAAGAUGCGGCUCAGAAGACUGCUGAAGCUAUUAUGAAGGGUGGAGAUAUCGCCCCUAUUGAAAUGACUUCCAAAAUGAUUGCAAAACAGUUGGCGGAUAAGCUAAACGAAAAGCUUAAUUAUUUGGGAGGUGAAGCACUGCCGACAACUAUCCAAGAGGAAGAGUGGCAGUAUUUCGAGGAAGAACUCGAUAUAAACGAUUUCCCUCAGCAAGUGCGAUAUCGUGUAUGCAGUAGGGAGUCGCUUGGUCAUAUUUCUGAGUUCGCUGAUGUUGGAAUCUCAGUCAAAGGCUCUCACUACCCACCUGGUAAGGAGCCAAAAGAAGGAGAAAGAAAGUUGUACCUAUUAUUGGAAGCACGACACGAAAGAAAUUUGAAAUGCGCAAAGGAGGAAAUUGUUCGAAUCAUGAAAGAUGCCUUCCGACAACUGGUAAGUGAAUUCAAUCCAGUGCCUCGCAUGGUUUUACUCUGA